AUGCUGGGAGUAGCUGACGAAGCAAACCAGUCUGCUUUACCCAUUUUCUCUCUGUUUCCUCGAAGCAUCUUCACGCAUGCUCAACAAGGAUUCUUGGUGGCUGCUGUUGUUUACCUUGCCAGUUACAGGGCUCCUCCUCCUCCUCCUCCUCCACCAUCAUCAUCAUCUCUUGGGUCCAGCCUCCUCCCAGGCAGAUGGAGGGCGCGUGGCUGCUCCGGACCAGGCUUUCCUCCUGCUGCUGCUGCUCCCACCGCCUCCCCUUCCUCCUCUGCCAAGGAGGCGGACGCUCCCCCCCUCUGCACUCAGGCAGCCAGGGCUGCAGGAACUAGGGCUGCUGCUUGCUGGCCCAGGAAAUGCAGGCGGCUGCUCCUCCUCCUCCAGCCCCAGCAGCCCUUCAGGAAGGAGCCCUUGCUGCGCGCAAGGGAUCUUUCUCGACACUUGUCUACAGAGGCAUCUCAAGCUGCUCUAUCCAGUGUGGUCCCUGUGUUUUCAGUGAUGAAAUUUGAUAAAGAUGGCACUGUAAGCUCUUAUGAAAAAAAGAAAACAGAACUGUAUCAGGAACUAAGCCUUCAAGCACGGGAUCUACGAUUUCAGCACCAAGUAAGCAUCUCACCCAGGAACAACAGGAUUAUCAUGAGAAUGGAGUUUUUGAAAGCAGUGGUAACACCUGGAUAUCUUCUGAUUCUGGACUAUCGUAAUAUAAACCUGGAAAACUGGCUGUUCCAAGAACUGGCACCUCAGCUAGCUGGAGAAGGUCAACUCAUUACAUAUUCUUUACCUUUUGAAUUCAGAGCUAUAGAGGCAAUACUACAGUACUGGAUCAACUACCUGCGUGGGAGACUUCACUGUCUGCAGCCUCAGAUUCUUGAGACACUGGAUGCUCUAGUGGACCCUAAGCUUUUGUCACUGGAUAGGAGCAAAGUUCAUGUCCUUCUACAAAAUGGUAAAUGUUUGUCAGAAUUAGAAACAGAUCUCAAAGUUUUCAAAGAGACGAUACUGGAAAUCCUAGAUGAAGAAGAAGUCCUAGAAGAGUUGUGUCUAACUAAAUGGACAGACCCACAAGUUUUCGAGGAGAGCCUCUCUGGAAUUGACCAUGCAGAGGAGAUGGAGCUACUUCUGGAGAAUUACUACAGGCAGGCAGAUGAUCUUCUUAAUGAAACUCAUGAACUUCGAGUAUUGAUUGAUGAUUCUGAAAGCAUCAUUUUUAUCAACUUGGACAGUCACCGGAAUGUGAUGAUGAGACUGAACCUGCAGCUGACCAUGGGUACUUUCUCGCUGUCUCUCUUUGGAUUGCUAGGAGUGGCCUUUGGCAUGAAUUUGGAAUCUUCAUUUGAAGAGGAUCGCAGAAUGUUUUGGCUGGUGACUGGAAUUAUGUUCCUGGGCAGUGGCCUAAUUUGGCGGCGUCUCCUUUCAUUCCUUGGGCGGCAUCUUGAACCUUCAGCACCUCCUCCAAUUCCAGCUUUGCUGAAAAGAACUCAGCCAGCAAAUGGAAAAGUGGAAUUUAAAAGUGACAUUAAAACAGAACCACUUGGGUCAAGUAGAAGCACAUGACCAACCAAUGACCAGUCUUCCUGGUUGUUCCUUUACAAUUGGACUUCAGACGUCACUUGGUGUUUCCUGUAAUAAAUGGUAGCAGUUGUCAUUACAUGACUUUAAUAUAUGCCAAAGAUAUGUGCUUGGAACCAGCACAAUUUUCAGCUUUCGUGAGACAAGCCCUGUGAAUUUCUUUGCACCAGAGUAGAAAAUCUCAAGCACUUCCAUAAAAUGCAGACUGUUUCUUCAGAUGCUUCCUCUGCAUGCUGUGGUUUAGUAAAUACAAGGACAUUGCAGGUAUAUCUCAGUUGAGGAGACAGCUGUGUUCCUACUCCUCUAUCAGAAAAUUUGGCACCAGAGGCAGAAAUAACAUAGAAAGAAUAGGGAUCUGUUUCUACACAACAACAACAACAACAAAGGAGCAGCAGUUCAACAUGUUUCAGCAAACUUUUUAAU
This is a messenger RNA of Sceloporus undulatus (fence lizard), 1989 nucleotides long. RefSeq names its product magnesium transporter MRS2 (gene MRS2). The record is from RefSeq and is a predicted model, not a curated record. Lineage: Eukaryota; Metazoa; Chordata; Lepidosauria; Squamata; Phrynosomatidae. Gene Ontology annotation, molecular function: magnesium ion transmembrane transporter activity. The transcript has 12 exons. The coding region runs from base 1 to 1551 and encodes 516 amino acids. Gene Ontology annotation, biological process: mitochondrial magnesium ion transmembrane transport. Gene Ontology annotation, cellular component: mitochondrial inner membrane.